AUGACAUUGCAUGUGCGUUUUAGCUCCAUCUCUUGUUUCUUUGCUUUGAGCUUCUUGGUUACUACUCUUGUUUCUUUACCUUCUCGUCGUUUUGACGAAGUCGAGAGCCUUCUAGCUUUCAAAAACGAGUUUACUCUGUCAUGCAACAAAUCAGUGACAAACUCUUGGACCCGUGACGCCAUCUCCUUUGAUGGGGUUUUGUUUGAUAAAGACACUGGUGGUGUCACGGAGCUAAAGCUUCGUGGUGCAUGUCUCACCGGCACUCUCGACGCUAACAGUAGCCUCUUCAGAUUACACCAGCUCAGACAUCUGGACCUCUCACACAACAACAUUUCCUCUUCAUUACCGGCAGAGUUUGGGCGACUCACCAACUUAGAGUUCUUGGAUCUUCACCAAAACCGCUUCACUGGAGAGCUUCCUUCCUCAUUCAGCAACUUAACCAAGCUUCAAUUUCUAGACAUUUCUAACAAUAGUCUCCAAGGAAAAGUUCCCGAAUGGUUAUGGAGGCUUCCUUCCUUGACCGCGACUAAUCUCUCUCACAACUCAUUUGAUGGUUUCCAAGGCUCUCCCCUCCAUAACUCCUCAGUACUAGUCUACUUGUUUCUGAGGUCAAACGCCUUUCAAGGAUCUUUUCCAAACAUUCCACCAACCGUGAAGUACCUGGACGCAUCAAACAACAACUUCACAGGAGAGAUGCCUUUAUCGUUAUGCGAUUUAAGGAAGCUGUUAGUUCUUGAACUAUCGAACAACAGUUUCAGCGGUUCGGUUCCAAGAUGCUUGAGUGAAUCUAUCACAUUGAUGAAUCUCCGUCGCAACAACCUUACAAACCUUCCCGACACAUUCUCCAACAGCUCACUAGAGCUGCUUGACGUCGGCAACAAUCAAAUAAGUGGGAAGCUUCCAAGGUCUCUUGAACACUGCAAACGCCUAGAGUAUGUAGAUGUGGAGAGUAAUCAAAUAAGUGACACGUUUCCUUUCUGGUUAGAGUCUCUGCCUAAUCUCGAAGUGCUUGUCCUACGAUCAAACAGAUUCUACGGUCCUAUAUCUUCUCCUCAGCAUCCUCGACCAUUUUCAAAACUGAUGAUGAUUAACAUAGCGGGUAACAUGUUUGACGGCAGUCUUCCACCAAACUACUUUGUGAACUUGAGUGCAGCCAUUACACCAAGAGUGAAACACAUCGGCUCUCUUGUUGAUUUCUCUGGAAACAGAUUUGUAGGACAAAUUCCAGAAUCCAUAGGUCUUUUGAAGUCGCUCCUUGCCCUCAACUUAUCCAACAAUGGUUUCACCGGUCAUAUUCCAUCGUCUCUAGCUAACCUCACGGAGCUUGAGUCACUGGAUAUAUCUAGAAACCAAAUUUCUGGGACAAUUCCACAAGAGUUAGGGAAGCUCUCCUUCUUGUCGUAUAUUAACAUGUCACACAACAAACUCACUGGCCAAAUACCACAGGGUACACAGUUUCAAAAGCAAAAUGAGUAUUCAUUUGAAGGGAAUGUCGAUCUAUGUGGCUUUCCUCUUCGAAAGAGUUGCUAGCAAGAACGCAGACGCAAUCAUCUCACGCUUCCAAAGCAAUGCAUACCCUCAAUGCUUGUAACCCCCUUGCUAUUCUCGUUACUCCUAGUUUUUCAUUUUGUUCUCUUUUUCUCUAUUCCACUUUCAAUAAGUUUGUAGCUACUUUUGAGUGCAUACUCUUUCUAAGUU
Brassica oleracea var. oleracea is the source of this 1698-nucleotide messenger RNA. Its product is annotated as receptor-like protein 12. NCBI's taxonomy places the organism in Eukaryota, Viridiplantae, Streptophyta, Magnoliopsida, Brassicales, Brassicaceae. The record is from RefSeq and is a predicted model, not a curated record. The transcript has a single exon. The coding region runs from base 1 to 1530 and encodes 509 amino acids. Gene Ontology annotation, molecular function: protein binding.